AGUGAUUCUUGGGGUAUAUAAUACGGAUCAUACUAUGUGAUUGUCAGUUGACAAACGAAAUUUCUUCAAGAUGUUAGGUAAAAUUUUCAUCUUUGCUCUCUUCGGUAGCUCCUGCCUGUUGGCUAGUUCAAAAGCUGAGGAAAAUGAUGAAAAUUCGAGAGAUCUCAACGUCGAAGUAAACAGCCCAAAACUUGAUGCUCAACUUGAUUGGUUUAAUAAAGUUGGCCAAACUGUAAAGAAUGCCAGUGAAGAUUUGGAAAAGCCAUUCAAAACGGCUCACAAUGAUAUUUGCAAUUUUACAGACCAAGGCCAGAAAUUAUGCGGACAAAGCAAAGAUAAAUUUGAGGAAUUCAAUGUAAAGCUUGCCGAUACGAUCACCGAAUAUCAAGUAACAGCUCUCAAAAAAUCCAUCAAGGACUUGACCAAAGUUCAUGAGUAUUUGAACAAUCAACUCGACGCUGUACAAAAACGGUCGAGUCGAUCGAUUGGCUCUAAUGUGCAGAAUAAUAUAAACGGUCAGACUGGAGAUGUUAUUCCCGAUAGCUCACACAGUGCAUCUCAAGACAAUAAAUUAUUGAUUGCCGUAAGAGACAUCGAUAGUAGUGGAACCAAUAAUGGUAACCAUCAAGUCCAAAGUGUCAGUCCAAAAGGAAUUAAUAAGUUAGAAGAUAUAGUUGAUAACCUUACUCCUAAAGUGCAGGGUGCCAUUAAAAACGGAAUUAACACUGCUAAUCAGAUAGGAAACGUUCUUCCCGAUGGAUCUCUCGUCAUAUCUGGAGGCAGUAACUUAUUGAACGACGCAAGAUACGCCGCUAAUAGUGGAAUCAAUAAUGUUGGUUAUCAAGUCCAAGCUGGGAUUCAAAAAGGAAUUAAUGAUUUAGGAUACGUAGUUAAUACUAUUCGCCCUACAGUUCAGGCUGGCAUUAAUAAUGGAUUUAACACUGCCAGUCAGAUUGGAAAUGUUCUUCCCGAUGGAUCAAUCAUCUUAUCUGGAAACAGCAACUUACGGAAUGUGGCGGAAGACACGGCUAAUAGUGGAAUCAAUAAUGUUGGUCAUCAAGUCCAAACUGGGAUUCAAAAAGGAAUUAAUGAGUUAGGAAACGUAGUUGGUAAUGUUGGCCAUACGGUUCAGGAUGGCAUUAAGAACGGAAUUAACACUGCCGGUCAGAUUGGAAAUGUUCUUCCUGAUGGAUCAAUCAUCUUAUCUGGAAACAGCAACUUACCGAAUGUGGCAGAAGACACAGCUAAUAGGGGAAUCAAUAAUGUUGGCCAUCAAGUCCAACCUUGGAUUCAAAAAGGAAUUAAUGAUUUAGGAUACGUAGUUGGUACUAUUCGCCCUACAGUUCAGGCUGGCAUUAAUAAUGGAUUUAACACUGCCAGUCAGAUUGGAAAUGUUCUUCCCGAUGGAUCAAUCAUCUUAUCUGGAAAUAACAAUUCACCGAAUAAUAUGCAACACACCGAUAGUCAUGAAAACGAUAAUGUUGGUCAUAAUGUCCAUGAUAACAUUCAUAAACGAAUUCAUGAAGUCGGUAACGCAGUUCAUAAUGUUGGCCAUCAAAUCCACGAUGGCAUUCAUGAAAGAAUUCAUAAAGUUGGUGACGCAGUUCAUAAUGUUGCCCAUGAAGUCCAUGAUGGCAUUCAUGACAGAGUUCAUGAUUUAAAAAAUGUAAUCGGUAAUGUUGGCCAUAAUAUCCAUGAGCAAAUUCAUGACAGGCUUCAUGCAUUGAAAAACGUAGUUGAUAAU
Messenger RNA from Phymastichus coffea, 1744 nucleotides. RefSeq names its product GATA zinc finger domain-containing protein 14-like. The record is from RefSeq and is a predicted model, not a curated record. The transcript has 3 exons. NCBI's taxonomy places the organism in Eukaryota, Metazoa, Arthropoda, Insecta, Hymenoptera, Eulophidae. The annotation marks the transcript as partial.